This is a messenger RNA of Leucoraja erinaceus (little skate), 4525 nucleotides long. RefSeq names its product solute carrier family 5 member 5 (gene slc5a5). NCBI's taxonomy places the organism in Eukaryota, Metazoa, Chordata, Chondrichthyes, Rajiformes, Rajidae. Bases 1248 to 3161 code for a protein of 637 amino acids. Gene Ontology annotation, biological process: sodium ion transport; iodide transmembrane transport. Gene Ontology annotation, molecular function: symporter activity. The record is from RefSeq and is a predicted model, not a curated record. The transcript is spliced from 15 exons. Gene Ontology annotation, cellular component: membrane.
CACGGGUACAAGGUGGGAAGAGGAACAGAACCAAAGUCCUGUUUGCUGGAGCAGGACUCGGCAGGUUCAGCUUUAAGCUGGCUGCAGAACCAUGAGUCUGCAUUCAGGAUGGGGGUCAUGGUCAAGUAAAGGGAAUUCAUCACUCUGGACACUCCAUGGACCCCCUGGACACUGUCUGCACUCCAGACACUGUCCAUAUUGGGACACAGUGCACUGGGGCGCCAAGCACUGGGACACUGUUCAUACUCGGAUGCUAUGCACUGGGACAUUGUCUACACUGGGGGACAGGGUCAAGGUCUGCACUGAACACUGUGCACUGGGGUACACACUGUCUGUCAUAGGAACGGAUCUGCACUGGGUCACGGUGCAUUGGGGCACUGUCUGUGCUGGGACAGGGUAUGUAAUGAGACAGGGUCUGCAUUGGGAAACUGUCCAUACUGGGGCACUGUGCACUGGGACACUAUCUAUACUGGGUCAGAGUCUGUACUGGCACACUGUUUAUACUGGGUCAGGGUCUGCACUGGGACUGGGUCUGCAAUGAAACAGGAUCUGCUCUGGGUCAGGGUCUGCACUGGGACUGGGUCUGCAAUGAAACAGGAUCUGCUCUGGAACAGGGUCUGCUCUGGGACAGAAUCUGCUCUGGGGCAGGAUCUGUUCUGGGACAUGGUCUUCUGUGUGGAACUCCUUCAGUACUGCACCAGUGUAUCCGACUACAGCUUUAAGCACAAAUUCUGGUAUUGGACCCAUGGUAUUUCAAUUUACCAAUAAUCCUGUUUAUCUGAACUGCAGGCAAGAUUAUGCAGCUGAAGAAACACCCUGCUGCUGAUCCUGCAAAACCACCUCCCUGGACCUUGUAAAGGGUUAAAUAUUUACUAGUUUGCUGCAGGGAAUUGACAACCUGGACAUUAGGUGUAACAAGCACGCCUCCUCCGUGUUACUGAAAUGCUUCUCAUUCACUAGGCACUCGCCAACACUGAUAAUGAAGGGGAAGCACAAUGAAGACUGAUUCCCAUCUGGAAAUGAAGGUCAUCAUAACAUUUACAUUGCGUUACAAAUUGCCUGGAAUAACAAAUAAUUCUAUUCUCUGUGAACAUCAAAACUUCUCCCCCAAAUAUUUAGAUGCAAAUUUUCAGGACUUGCAACUUUUGUAUUUGAAUAUUCUUAAUUCGUGUUAUCGUACUGAUUCCAAUUUGCUUUAGGCAUUGGUAUUGUUCCACAGUUAGUGUGAGACUUUGAGAGGGCAGGUCAUGGGUGAAGAUUCAGCGAAAAUAACCUUCUCACUCUGGGAUUACAUUCUCUUCGCCGGGAUGUUCCUGAUCUCUGUUGCCAUUGGGAUAUUUUUUGCAUUUCGCGAACGAGGGAGGAAGAAGGUGGAGGAGUUUUUCACCGGGGGGAGGCAGAUGUCAGCGCUGCCUGUGGGUCUCUCGCUCUCUGCCAGCUUCAUGUCAGCGGUUCAGGUGCUCGGCGUUCCCGUGGAGGCAUACAAUUACGGGAUCAAGUUCCUGCAGAUGUGCCUGGGACAGACGCUGAAUGCCAUCCUCACUGCCUAUCUCUUCCUGCCCAUCCUCUACCGCUUGGGAUUAACCAGCACCUAUGAGUAUCUUGAGCUACGAUUCAGCAGGGGACUACGACUGUGUGGGACAUUGCAGUUCUUGGUCGCGACGGUCCUGUACACGGGGAUUGUCAUUUAUGCUCCUGCGCUGAUAUUAAACCAAGUUACUGAGCUGAACAUUUGGGUUUCCCUGUUAUCUACAGGAAUCAUCUGCACAUUCUACACAACUGUGGGUGGGCUGAAGGCUGUGGUCUGGACUGACACCUUUCAAGUCAUCACCAUGAUGUCUGGCUUUCUUGCUGUCAUCAUCCGGGGCACCUAUUUAGCAGGAGGAACAGGCAAAGUUCUGGAGAGUGCGCACAAUGGGUCCAGGAUCAAUUUCGGAGAUUUUGAUCCAGAUCCCAGGAGACGCUAUACGUUCUGGACGUUUGUGCUGGGUGGGACGGUGAUGUGGCUAUCGAUGUACGGGGUCAACCAGUCGCAGGUCCAGCGCUACAUCGCUUGCAAAACAGAGAAGCAAGCUCGUCUGGCCAUCCUGGUCAACCAGCUGGGCCUCUGGACGAUCGUGAGCAGCGCGGCGUUCUGUGGCAUCAUCGCCUUCGCACUGUAUCACGACUGUGACCCAGUGAGCGCUGGCCAUGUCACUACACCUGACCAGUUGAUGCCAUACAUGGUGCUGGAUAUUUUCAGAGACUACCCCGGAGUUCCAGGUCUGUUCCUCGCUGCAGCCUUCAGUGGAACAUUGAGCACCGUUUCUACCAGUAUUAAUGCAAUGGCAGCAGUCACUCUGGAGGACAUCAUCAAGCCCAGGGUGAAAACCUGGUCUGAAAGGAGGUUGAUCCUGAUAUCAAAGGGGCUCUCCUUGUUGUAUGGUCUGGCUUGCAUCAUCUGUGCUGCUCUGGCCUCUCUCCUUGAAGGAGGAGUUUUGCAGGGCUCCUUCACGGUUAUGAGUGUCAUCAGUAACCCUUUGCUGGGGGUGUUCAUCCUUGGAAUGUUCCUGCCAGCAGCCAACACCAUGGGGGUAUUUUCGGGCUUGGCGGCCGGCUUCGCGAUAUCCUUGUGGCUUUCCAUCGGGGGCAUCCUGCACCCGCCGAGCCCUGAGACCAUGGGUGCACUGCCAUUCCACACAGACAGCUGCAAUGGUUCCUACAGGUCCAACACUUCACUCAAUGGCCAUGACACAGGAGGACAGGGUCCAGAGCCAUUGGGCAGGGCCGCUGAUAUUCACCAGUUCUAUGCCUUGUCUUACCUUUAUUAUGGAUUUCUGGGAACAAUAGUCACCAUAAUUAUUGGAAUUGGAGUCAGUUAUUUAACAGGGCCAACGAGGAGGGAAGACAUCGGCGCGGGCCUCCUCUGGUGGGAUCUUUCCAAAGAGAAACCGUCCUGUGCAGAAACCAAGAAACUACAAGUGAAAAAUGUAAAGCACGGUUCCUCACCAAUGCAAAAACAAUCGGCAGCGUCAACUCUUCCAUAUAAGGACGAGACGGACAUCGAUAAGCCAGGCUCACCGGCCAAGGAAUGCUCGCAAAGGAAUUCUAUCACAGAUGAAAGCAACUCCUUAGCCGAGGCAGAGGUUUACCUGCCCCCACUGGCGGAAACCUGUGUGUGAAUCAGAAGCUAAGCUGUGGAGAGUUCACUGAGACCUUGCGGGUCUACCAGAUGUAUUAGUACCCACUUAGUGCCACCCUGCGGGGCACUUAUUCCUCAUGGCCCCCCUCGGUCCUCCAGUCUGAACACUACAUGUCCCGUGCUCUUUAAGAAAGCUGCUUGGGUUGUUCAAUGCUCUAUUAAAGGAUAUAAUUUACAUAGUAUUCAAAGUAAAUGUACAGGAAUGUUCGUCUCCAAGCCAGCAGGCUUUUGAGAUUAUUAUCCCAUCCAGGCUCAUCUCAAAACUCAUGGAACUUGGAGUCAGCACUCACCUCUGCAACUGGAUCCUCAACUUCCUGACCAACAGACCACAUUCAGUGAGGAUAGGUGACGAAUCAUCCUCUACAUUAAUCCCCAAUACUGGUGCCGCACAGCGAUCCGUUCUCAGCCCCCUUCUCUACUCCUUAUACACUCAUAACUCUGCAGCCAAAUACCAAUACAACUCAAUUUACACAUUCGCAGACAACACCACCAUUGUGGGCCAGAUAUCAACUAAUGACGAGAUGGAGUACAGGAAGGAGAUUGAGAACGUCCUAACCUAAUGCCAAGGCACAGUAGAUUGUGAUCAACUUCGGGAAGCAAAGUGGCACACUUAAACAUUGGUGGUGCUGAAUUAGAAAUGGUUGGAAGCUUCAGGAUUAAGACUAUAUAUCACCAGCAAUUUGUCCUGCACCUAGCCACAAUAAAACAAUGGCCAAGAAAGUACACCCACGUCUCUAAUUCCUAAGAAGGCUUAGGAGGUUUGGCAACAAACAUCACCAACUUCUACAGAUGUGCCGCUGAAAGCAUUUUAAUCAGAUGUAUCACAGCCUGAAUUGGGAAAAGCUCCAUCCAAAACCACAAGACAUUGCAGAGACUUAUGGACAUAGCCCAGACCAUAACAUCAUCAAACGCCCUUCCAUUGUCUCCCUUUAUUCUUCACGCUGCCUAGACACCAGCAUAAUCCAUUGUCUCACCUUGGUCACUCUCUCUUCUCCCCGCUCCCACCAAACAACAGGUGCAGAAGCUUGUGAACGCAUACCUCCAGAUUCAGGGACAGUUUCUUCCCUGCUGUUACCAGGCAACUGAAUCGUCCUCUCACCAACUAGAGAGCAGUUCUACCCACCCGUCUACCUCAUUGGAGACCUUCAAAUGAUCUUUAAUCAGACUUUACUGGACUUUAUGUUGCACAAAACGUUUAUCCUGUACAUUUAUACCCGUUAUCCUGUAGCCGUACACUGUGGAUGGCUUGAUAGUAAGCAUGUAUAGUCUUAUCGCUGACUGGAUAGCACACAACAAAAAGCUUUUCACUGCACCUUGGUACACAUGUCAUAAAUAAACUCAACU